Molecule: messenger RNA, 2602 nt
Organism: Carassius gibelio (silver crucian carp)
Lineage: Eukaryota; Metazoa; Chordata; Actinopteri; Cypriniformes; Cyprinidae
Product: zinc finger protein 239-like
Exons: 2
Coding region: 242-1363 (373 amino acids)
Biological process (GO): regulation of transcription by RNA polymerase II
Cellular component (GO): transcription regulator complex; PcG protein complex
Molecular function (GO): RNA polymerase II cis-regulatory region sequence-specific DNA binding; DNA-binding transcription factor activity, RNA polymerase II-specific
Source: RefSeq, a predicted model, not a curated record
GUUUGACAAACAUCAUUAAACCUCAGAGGAAGAAGUUCAGUUUCACCGCGCUCUCUGUUGUUGUUUUGUCGGUGUGCUGCCUUAAUACAAACGGUUAGACAUGUUUCUAAGAGACAAAAAAUACAGAUUUUGAAUCAGUUCAGUAAAUACCUAUAACAUCCUCACAUUCGUGAGUUUUGAAGCGAGCAGGAAUAUCUGGAGGAGUUUAUCGUCUGAACUGAGAUCUGCUGCUGUGAAAAUUAUGUUUAUUAAAAAAGAGAGAGAAGAGAACACGAGUGAACCAUUAACCUGGAGAACAAAACAAGAGGAACAAGAAACAUGGAGAAUAAAACAAGAGGAACCAGAAACCUGGAGAAUAAAACAAGAGGAACCAGAAACCUGGAGAAUAAAACAAGAGGAUCCAGAAACCUGGAGAAUAAAACAAGAGGAACCAGAAACCUGGAGAAUAAAACAAGAGGAACCAGAAACCUGGAGAAUAAAACAAGAGGAACCAGAAACCUGCACAAUAAAACAAGAGGAACCAGAAACCUGGAGAUUAAAACAAGAGGAACAAGGAGAGUACAUUGAAGAAAAAGAGGAAAAUGAAGAAUCAAAUCAUCAAGAGAAGCAGCAUGCAUGUGAUCAAUGCGGUAAAAUGUUUUUAUGGGCUUCACUUCUGAAGAAACACUUGAAAGUUCAUGCAAAGAAGAAGCCACAUUCAUGUCAUUUGUGUGGUAAGAGUUUUUUGCAUCUACAAAGUUUGAAAGAACAUCUUCAGAUAAUACAUACUGGCAUGAGAGAGUACGUGUGCUCUGAGUGUGAGAAGACUUUUAGUUCACCAAGCAGUUUAAAACUGCACGAGAGGAUUCACACUGGAGAGAAACCUUACAAGUGUUCACAUUGUGACUGGAGAUUCAGUCAUCCAUCAAAUCUGAAAAGACAUGAGAGGAUUCACACUGGAGAGAAACCUUACAAGUGUUCACACUGUGACAAGAGAUUCAGUCGGUUAACACAUCUGAAAACACAUGAAAGGAUUCACACUGAAGAGAAAGCUUACAAGUGUUCAAACUGUGACAAGAGAUUCAAUCACUCAUCAAAUCUGAAAAAACAUGAGAGGAUCCACACUGGAGAGAAACCUUACAAGUGUUCACACUGUGACAAGAGAUUCGGUGAUUCAUCAAGUCUGAAAAAACAUGAGAGGCUUCACACUGGAGAGAAACCUUAUAAGUGUUCACACUGUGACAUGAGAUUUAGUGUGUCAUCAAAUCUGAUAACACAUGAGAGGAUUCACACUGGAGAGAAACCUUACAAGUGUUCACACUGUGACAAGAGAUUCAGUCAGUCAAUAAAGCUGAAAAGACAUGAGAGGAUUCACACUGGAUAGAAAGCACAUCACCUCAAUGUACGUGAGAAGUGUUCCUUUAUGUCAUCUGUUACACACAGUCAUACAAAAAACAAACACAGUAAGGCCCCGUACACGCAAAGACACAUUUAGUUGUAUAUGUAAAUAUUUUGUAUGGUACCGUAUAUGUGUUUCGUCCAGACGGAUUCAGCAUUUUGGGAGAGUGAAUUAUUUUUUUUAAACUAGGUCCCAGAGUGGAUAAAUUUGAAAAUAAUACCUUUUUUGCUUUUGUGUUCUGCCAAUCCAUACAUUUUGUUAAACAAUUAUGUCAUCACCCCACGUCUCUACUAUAGUCAGACACCACUACGUUGUAGAGCUGCAUGAUAUUGGAAAAAAAAACUCACAUCUUGAUAAUGUUUCUCUGCAAUGUAUAAAAAAUCACCAGAUGACUUAAACAGCUCUAUUUGGGGAAAGACAAAAUUAAUGAUUGGGGUGAUUUUGUAGGUGAAUAAAUCAGCUAUGAAAAUAAGUAAAUUAAAACAGAUAAAUAUGAUAGAAAAAUGGUACAAAUGAAAAAAGUGCUUUAUAUUCUGCAGUCCAACUUUUACUGUCUGUUACAGUUAAGUCUUAUACAUUACUGCUGCGUUACAUUGCUGACAGAAUGCAGUGUUUAUAAUCUAGAGAUUGUAAAGAGGAUGUAGCUCACGCACUGUCACGUCAAGUGCCAGUGGAUUACAGACUUGCUCCCGCGAGACCCGAUGCAACAGAGAGCGGCGCGGGACAAGACUUGUGUGUGUGCAGGACACAGGAAAAUAAAAAAAGAAGUAUCUAAACAUAAUAAAUCUAAAACAAAUAAAUGAUUUAUCUAUUACACAAAAGCAAAAUUAACUCUCAUAUAAUAUAAACAAUUGACAGGUGCAAGCGUAUGCAGAGCUUCUAUUUAGGCUAUAACAGGGAUUGGUUUGUCGCACGAUGAGAUUGAUGCAAGAUACUGAUCCAAAAGCACACCUUUUUGUGAAUAAAAGUUUAAUUUCGGCUAAGCGAGUUAAUAAUAUAUUAAUAAAAAGUUCAAAGUUUAAUAUGAGCGGAUUUGUCAUCGUACUGUUUUAGCAUGUUUUGUUGUUAAAAAUUAUAGGCUAACGAUGAGUCACAAAUUAAGUAUUCGUUUGAAGUAAGAGGAAAAUGUAGAUUCAUAUUCACAUAUAUUCUGACAUAGUUUUGCACAUAGACUGUGUCAUUUCAGGCAUAAAUUGAGAUGGAGGUGAGCAUAAUUCAGUGUCC